Molecule: messenger RNA, 1776 nt
Organism: Dromiciops gliroides (monito del monte)
Lineage: Eukaryota; Metazoa; Chordata; Mammalia; Microbiotheria; Microbiotheriidae
Gene: MMACHC
Product: metabolism of cobalamin associated C
Exons: 4
Coding region: 113-934 (273 amino acids)
Biological process (GO): cobalamin metabolic process
Cellular component (GO): cytoplasm
Molecular function (GO): FAD binding; demethylase activity; cyanocobalamin reductase (cyanide-eliminating) (NADP+) activity
Source: RefSeq, a predicted model, not a curated record
UACGUCUGCGCAACGAACUACAUAUCCCAACAGGGAGCGCGCCCGCCGCGGCGCCCCGUGGGAGCUGGAGCUGCUGACAGAAGCGGACCACUAGGAUCCUAGCACAGACACGAUGGAGCCGAGGGCAGCUGAGCUGGAACGCCGGAUCCGGACCACGCUGGGACCCUUCGGCUUUGAGGUGCACCCCUUCCAGGUGGGAUGGUACAAUGCACUGCUGCCCCCAGCCUUCCAGCUGCCCUUCCCUGGGCCUACACUUGCUUUUGUGGUCCUCAGCACCCCUGCCAUGUUUGACCGAGCCCUCAAGCCCUUCCUGCAGAGUGCCCACCUGCAACCUCUGAAGGACCCUGUGGACCAGUGUGUAGCCUACCAUCUCACCAACCUUCAGAAGAGCCUUCCAGAGCAGGAGGUGAACAUCAUCACUGACUAUGACAUGCACCCGAACCGGCGCCCCAAAAUCUUAGCCCAGACAGCUGCCCACGUGGCAGGGGCUGCUUACUACUACCAGCGGCGAGACGUGGAGUCUGACCCCUGGGGAGACAAGGUUGGUGAGAAAAUCGCCGGUGUAUGCAUCCACCCCCGCUAUGGGGGUUGGUUUGCCAUUCGUGGGGUGCUGCUGCUUCCGGGGGUGGAGGUGCCCGAUUUGCCACCCCUGUCGCCUCCCGACUGUGUGCCCACCCAGGAGGGCCGCAUUGCUCUGCUGGAGAAUUUCAACUUCCACUGGAGAGACUGGACUUACAGGGACGCCGUGGCCCCGGUAGAGCGCUACUCGGACGAGCAAAAGGCCUACUUCUCCACACCCCCUGCCCAGCGCCUCCAGCUGCUCCAGCCCCUCAAGUCCUUGGGGGCCCAGCCCAGAGAGACAAUGGACCCCAAAUGGGGAGGCGGGCGGGCCGCCCCAAGAAGGGUCUUUGCUACUGUGCCACAGGGGACCUAGUCCCAUUCCUUCUCCAGCCUGAACUGCUAUAGCCACUUAUUGUAGUAUGGAGGGCAAGGACCAAAGAAGGAACAGACAGACGUUGAUUUUAAUUAAUAGGAAACUAUUCUGGUAGCUCCUAGGACAGGAUAGUGAGUUCCUGAGACUCGAAGCCUUUGGACUACUGGUCGGUCCUCCAUUCCCUCAUGUGUGACAGGGUGGUCGUGAGCCUGGCUUGAGGGGCCAAAGGGCUGUGCUUCUUAGACCACCCUAACUAACCUUGGCCCUCCCUCCCUCCCUCCCUCCCUCGGAAUCAAGCAGCUGUUUCCAGGGAGCUUUUAGGUAGUCAGUGGGUCCUGGUGCCCUCUUGCUUGGCUAUCACUGAACCUCAAGUGUCACAGCUGUGGGACGAGCGCCCACCCACCCCAGGCGCUCCUCAGGUGGGUCAUGGCAGCUCGUCCAAGAGGCCCAACUGCACAUGGCCACUUUCUCCCAGGGUUGGGUUUGUGUGGGCAUCCCCUGGUGAGGGUAAGAUUGAUCUUCCAGAAGCCUUAUCCAUGGGGGAGUUUCCUCCCGUCAUCCAGAAUUUGUCAUCCUAUCCAGUGGCCUCUGCUGAGUCCCUGCUCUGUGUGCACUUGGGCAUUGACAAGGGCAAGGACUGUUCCCUAGCCCUCCUCCCUGGACAGAGGCCCCAGCGUGGAGGCUGCAACCUUGACCUUCCAGGACUGUUCCUAAGAGCCACACUUAACAAUUAAGUGUAAACCUGUUUCUGAAUGUGUAAAGUGGAGCUGCUAAUAGUACCUCACAAGAGUUGUUUGUGAGGGUCAAGAGAUAACAUACUAAGUGCUUUGCAAAUCUUCACA